This is a messenger RNA of Schistocerca gregaria, 6217 nucleotides long. RefSeq names its product adiponectin receptor protein-like. The record is from RefSeq and is a predicted model, not a curated record. Lineage: Eukaryota; Metazoa; Arthropoda; Insecta; Orthoptera; Acrididae. Gene Ontology annotation, cellular component: plasma membrane. The transcript has 7 exons. Gene Ontology annotation, molecular function: signaling receptor activity. Gene Ontology annotation, biological process: adiponectin-activated signaling pathway. Bases 174 to 1649 code for a protein of 491 amino acids.
AGCGCAUCACAUGUCGAAGCUUGAAAUUUGUUGAAGGGCAGAGGCCAUCUCAUCGCAGAUACGCUGCUGUUUUUGAAGUAAUUGUCUGUGAUGUAGUUCUGUUCGGUGAUUCCAAUUGACAUUUUGGAAAUUGUAACUAUUAAGUUGGGUAGUGGUGAGCAAAAGUAAUCAAAAUGCCCGAUGGCAAAGAAAAUAAGGACGGCAGCAAAAUGUACGAGAACUUCAAAGGUGGAAAUGGAAAGUGUUUCCCGGAAAUAAGAGCUGGUGGUGACUGUCCUGUUUCACCUCUGGAACUGCUUCAAACUUCUGUUGCCCAGUCAGAAAUUUCAUUUGGUUGUCCACCUGUUUUGAGAGACAUCUCCAAUAAUUCACCAGUUACAUCACAAAGUACAUCUCCAGGUGAUGUGAGCAGGGUAGUUGCUGAUCCGUGCAGUAGCUCGGAUACAGAAGGUGAAGUAAGCCUCUCUGAUGGCUUAAGAUUGAGAAGACUGUGGGUGACUGAGAAAGAUUGGUUGAACAAAGAGAUCCCUGAAUUAAGAGAGGUCAGAGAUUUGUUGGAGGAUGAUGCAAGUGUUCUGGCAGAAGAGGAUGAUGGUGCUGGUUGCCCUUUGCCAAGCACGCCAGAAGAUGAACAUCUUUUGGACUGUGAGAUGACUGAAGUUCUGAAAGCUGGUGUGCUUUCAGAUGAAAUUGAUCUAGGAGCAUUGGCGCCCAAUGCUGCAGAACAAGUCGAGGAAUUUGUCAGAAAAGUAUGGGAAGCAUCAUGGAAAGUAUGCCACUUCAGAAAUUUACCUCAAUGGCUGCAGGACAAUGACUAUUUACAUGCUGGACAUAGGCCACCCCUGCCAAGUUUUUAUGCGUGCUUCAAGAGCAUAUUUCGCAUUCAUACAGAGACUGGGAACAUAUGGACACAUUUAUUGGGUUGUGUUGCAUUUAUUGGGGUAGCCACAUACUUUCUUACGCGACCUUCAGAGGAAGUUCCGCUUCAAGAAAAACUUGUAUUUGCUGCGUACUUUGCUGGUGCUAUAGUCUGCCUUGGAAUGUCAUCUGCAUUUCAUACUGUGCACUGCCACUCAGAGUGUGUGGGGAAGCUAUUUAGCAAGCUUGAUUAUUGUGGCAUUGCAAUGCUAAUAAUGGGAUCAUUUGUUCCCUGGUUGUAUUACGGCUUCUACUGUGAUUUCCAGCCCAAACUUAUCUACUUGAGUGUCGUCAUUGGGCUGGGUGUAACAUCCAUUGUAGUAUCCCUAUGGGAUAGAUUUAGUGAACCUAAAUACAGAUCUUUACGUGCAGGUGUAUUUAUGGGCUUUGGAUUGAGUGGAGUUGUUCCUGCUGUCCAUUACGCUGUCUCUGAAGGAUGGUUUAAUGCAAUUGCUCAAGCAUCUUUAGGGUGGUUGAUACUUAUGGGAUGUUUAUAUAUCUUGGGAGCUAUGUUUUAUGCUCUGAGGGUACCAGAAAGAUUCUUUCCAGGAAAAUGUGAUAUUUGGUUUCAGUCUCAUCAGAUCUUCCAUGUAUUGGUCAUAGCUGCAGCAUUUGUCCACUACCAUGGUAUAACAGAAAUGGCUAUGUAUAGGCUAAAUGUUGGAGAAUGUCAAACUCGGGACACACCAAUUGAUUCUGAAAUUCAUAGUAUCAACAGGCAAUCAUUGUAAUUGUUGUAUGUGUGAGACUGUAAAAAUAUGUGACUAUGGCUAGUUGACAUGAUGGUCAGUACUCUACAUGUGAGAUUGAUAAAUGAUUCAGCAACUAAGUUGCUGAAGAUCGUGUCAUAAAGAGAGAGAUGGUGCUGCAGUCAUGGGAAAGUACUUCAAGCAAAACAGCAAAAAGAGUUGUCAUCGUAGUAAGCUGGGUGACCAGUAGUGGUCACUGUUUGGGAUUAAGACUUUUCACCUUCCAUUAUGUUUGUGUAAUAAGUCACUUGUGAUGAAUAUGACCAUACCUAAUGAAACACAAUGUGUCUUUUGGUAAGUUAUCAAGGCUGUUAUGCAACACUUAGCAUUGCACAUGUCUAUGUAGCAUUUUAAAUUCACAUAUCUUUCCCUGUUCGUUUGCGCACAAGCUUACUUUUGCUGAGUCAAAGAAUUAUCAUGUCAAAUAUCACAUUGUUUGAAGCUUUGUCGUGGGCUAAUAUAUAUUACCCUGCAAGAUCUUUGUGUGUGUCUUUUAAAUCUAUAUGUUUUGCUUUGGUGUCUAAAGAAAUGUCAUUUGGCCCUAAAACUUAAGAUUGAUUUACUUUAUUUUAGUAUACAGAACCACUGGAAUUGUAAACAGAUCAGGAGGUAUACCCAGUAGAUGUUAAAAAUUGUCAUGUGUAUGUUCUUAGUAUAAACUCUUACUACUUUACUUUUACAUGUUUGCCAUCACCAUUGUAGUUAUAGUGGUAAAGUGGUAUUACAUUCACUACAUAAAACUUCACAAAAAUAUAACUUUGUUUGAAACAUCAACAUAAAGACUGAGAGAUCACAUAAUAUAUGUGCUCAGUGUGUGAAAAUGUAACAAAGUAAUAUAUAUGCACACAAAACAUAUCUAGAAGAGCGUAUCUCUGAGAGAAAUACCAGCAGUGUAAUAGGAAAUAACUCUGCAAAAAUAAGUGGCACAUUUGUCAAACAUAUAUAUGUGGCUGGUUUCCUUCACCAUCAUUGUCCAGUCUGAGCAAGUGUGGUGUGUCUAAUAAACUUGUCAUCAAUGGGGUGUUAAACUCUAACCUUAUUUUUUGUAUGAAGUAACUGUAAAAAAAAUAUGAAUACACUUCUUGUGUAUGUAAGUAUAACCGUCUUCAACUCUAACAUUGCUUUCAACACUGCUAUGCUUUCCUAGAAUUAGUUCCAUUGGAGGUGGUUUGUCUUUGUCUUCCUCCAAUCUUUGAACUUAGUGACCCUGCCAUUUAUAAGGUGACCUACAUUUCCACAUGGACUCCAGACCACAGUGCAGUUUGCCGCUUUUCACAUUAAUAAAUCUCUGCUGAGGUGCAAGAAGUGACAGGAAAAAUGCAGGUGCAACUGGGGAUUGAACCCAGCACCUUUAGAUAUUUAAUAGGGAUUUACUGGGCCAAUGAGACUUAUACUCUUCUUGUAAAAGACCGCAAAGAUCAGGAGAAAGAACUACUUAGUCACUUAUUUAUUGAAAUAAAUUACUGUUGGACUAUUAUCUUAAGGUACUUUACAUGAGUAUCUAUGGCUAUACUCGGCAUAUCACUGAAGUACAUGACAGCGUGGACAGUCAGACUGAUCUGCAGUGUCAGUUUGUAAAUUCCUUGUAUGCCAUUGUUAAAGUGUCUUGUAAUUCUGUAUCUGCUGUCAAGUGUGUGUGUGUGUGUGUGUGUGUGUGUGUGUGUGUGUGUGUGUGUGUGUGUGUGUGUGUGUGUGUGUGUGUUGGGGGGGGGGGGGGGGGGAGAGGGGGAGGUUGACAAACUGCUACCUUAACUCAGUGAACACUAAAGAGAGGGAGAGGGAGGCAGUGUGGCACAUGUGCCAUGGUAGAAAAUACGAAAACCACUGCUAAAUAAAGCACAGUAAGCUAACAGUUGUUGUAAUGCACAGACAAACAUAAAGUGUAGGUGAAAAUUCUUUGGCUUAGGCCAUUCAAACCAGAUGACGAAAUAACACAAACUGUCAUGUGUAUUGGCAAAUCUUGGAACGAGGCUGUUUUCCUCACAAGUUAAUUGUAAGGCUGUAAGGUGAUGAUCAUUUAUGGUGUUAAAAACUGCAUAUUAAUUGGACUUGUUUGUGAAAUGUAUUGUCGAAUAUUUGGAUGAACAGAGCUAAAUAAGGUAUUUUUGUUACUUCAAUGGAAUAUAGAGCUUGAUGGUCUGACUUUUAAUUAGUGAAAAAUUUUAAAGAAAAUCUUGAGUGCUGUGCGUACUUCUAAUCAAACCAGUUUCUAGUGUUCACUUUGAUUUAGAUUCUAAAUUUAGCUCGAAUAAAUAUUCCCAUUAUACUGCUUGAUAACAGUAAAUUAAACUUUUUAUCCAAUUCAGAGUGGAGAAUGUUUCUUAACUUAUUCAGAAUUCCAACAUACAAACUAAAACCACUCAUAAAACAAAAGCCCAUAAAUUCGUUCUUGUUAUUCUUAAAACUUCUUUAUUAGGACAAUGGCCUGAGUUUAGGGACACUCACAUACGAUGUGAAUGUGUAAUUAAUGCUAUUGGUCCUGAGAAGACAAUAGGGUAAAUGAUUCUGAACUCACAAUAAACAAAAGAAUCAACUCUCACAGUUUGUAACCAAACCACUCCAUGUGGCAAGUUACAUCCUCAGGCUUCAAAUUGCAGUCUGUUGUUGUGAACAGGUCUUUCAGAGUAAUAUGAUUAGAGUUUGCCUUAAAUGCAUUCCUAAUAUUAAUGUGUGCAAUACACUGCACUGAAGAUGGAAACACAUCUGUGCAUAUUCAAACACUUUGUUUGUACUUAAACUGUGAAUUCAUGGCCCAGAGAAUCUCUUCUUGACUUUUAUACUGAUUUUUGUAUAUAAUUGUGUGUUGCAGGAGGGGGGAGGGGGGCAUGUUUUCCAGUAUAAAUGAUUGUAAAGGAAAUAAAGUUUUUGACAACACAAUUUCAAGAAAAGCUGAUAUCUUAACGUGCCCCUGGUGUUUUAAUUGUCGUGGUUUCUCUGCAGUAGUGUGGCAUUGAAACCUUUGUAAUUUUAACAUUAGUACAAUUAAAAAGUGAAACAUGUACUCUGGUUUCAUCACUAUGCUGCCCUCCACAAUUUGAGUUUGCACCUUCUGUUUCACUAGUUGUGUUUUCUGUGCUGUAACUGUUGGUAAUGACCCAGCUAGAAUGGACAAAUUAAAUUGUUUGCAGUACUACAAUAUUUCAUACGAGCAAGGACUGUGUUGCAUAACUCAAAUUACCAUCACAGCAAACACAACCAGUGAAACAGAAGUUCAUGUUCUUGUUGUAGCCUGUGAUAGCUGCAGAGGAUGUACCAAAAAAUGUAGCAUUCCUUAUUCAAAACCGAAACUGAGUCAUUACCAACAGUUACAGCACAGAAAAUACAGCCAGCGAAACAGUGUGCAUAAGUGAACUCAAAUGGUGGAGAAAUGCGUAGUAACCCAACUUAAAUGGUUGUCUACUGAAAAGCAUCUACGUGAAUACCAAUUACUUGAAAUGUGUAUGGUAUCUCAAAAGAACAUUUGGCAUAAAAUGAAUCUUUCCUCAGAAUGUGCCUAGGCAUUAACAGUAUUUACACUUACAAUAAAAUAAACAGUUCAGACAGAACAAGAAAUUAGUAAAAUCUUGAUAUACUGCUGGAUUUUUGCCACAACUCAUUGCAUUGAGAACAAACCCAUAAAAAUUUCAUGUAUAACUGUAUAGUGUAUUAUAUAGCAACUCCCUUAAUUAUUCUGAUGUAAAAUUCUGUAUAUGUGUGUAUAUUGGUUAUCAAAGAGGUGUUGAAUAUUUAUAUUAAAUUCUGUAAUGUGCAGUGAUAUUUAUUUAAAGUUAUAGUGACACUGUUCCAACAGUGAAACUGAAAAAUAUUGAUUGUAAAGUACUUAAAAGUGCUGUAAUUUUUGUGCUGUGAUGUUUCAUGAGAUGCUUCUCGUGUCAUAGUAAUGGAUAUUGAUUGAAAAGACAAAUGUGCCACAAGAUGGACUGGACUACAUUAAAAUUUAUCUUGCAGUUGCCAGAUUUUGCCAAUUCUAACACAACAGUUCAAACUCACUUAUCACUGUGAAUUUCAAACCUAAUAUUGUGCAGUUGUGUUGAGUCAGAUGCAUAAAAUUGAAAUUUGUGAUAAUUAAAUGCAAGAUCUAAGAGUAAUUUUUUUAUAUAGCAGUAUCCUGAAAGUGGAACUUGAUCUCCAGCAUUACUGACGAUUAGUGCUGUAUCUUGAGGUGUAAUUCAGAGAGACUUAUUUUUUCAGAUUUUUAUGUAUGGAAAUACUUAUUUUUUUAAUACUUCCCAAAAAUAUUUGAUUUUAAAUCAAUUUAGAAGUUGUUUAGCACACUGGUUUUUUAGUUAAGUGAAGUAUAUACAUACUUGUAAAUUGUAGAGUAAAUGUUCUGUUAUGUCAGUAAAGCUGCAACUUUUUGUUUAAAAUAUUUGUAAUUGUAAAUGUCUUCUUUAACGUAAUGUUGAGAAAGAAUUGUUUGAUUGUUGGAAGUAGUACAUGUUGAAAUAUAAUUCGACAGUUAUAUUAUUCUUGUUUAAUGUUUGGGCUGUGCUCUAGCAUAUUGAAGUGAUAGUAAUUUACUAUAUUGGAAAUAAAGAUUUUUAAAUAUU